UUUGUCAAAGAUGAGGUUACAAUUACUUUUACUGGCCUGUUGCUUCGUGGCUAUAGUAAACAGUCAAAACGCAGGAGAGCUGACGCCGGAAUAUCAUCCUCCUUUGAUCAUUCAGUCGUGCGAUGCCUCAGGAUGCCAGCCGGAAAAUACAGGAAUUGUAAUAGACGCUGACACUCGUCGGCUAUAUUCUGUUGCCGACAAUUCCGUCAGUUGCUACACUGGCUCUGGAUGGAAUCCUGUGCUCUGUCCUGAUGGCCAAACUUGUGCUCAGAAUUGUGCCAUCGAUGGAUUUACUCAAGACGAGUACAAUAAUCGCUUCGGAAUUUCUACCAGUGGAAGUGCGCUAAGAUUGGCGUAUUUAACACAGAGUGAAAUGGGCAUGAAUAUCGGUUCAAGAACGUACCUCUUAGGCGAAGAUAACAAUUAUAGACUCUUCUACUUGAAAAACCGUGAACUGUCAGUAACGUUUGAUUAUUCAACAACCACAUGUGGUAUGGAUGCAGGCGUGUACUUCUUGGCAAUGGAUGGCGACGGAGGCAUGUCACGGUAUCCAGACAACAAAGCAGGAGCCAAGUACGGUACUGGCUACUGUGACGCUCAAUGUCCGCACUACCUCAGGUACUCUAACGGACAAGUCAACCUCGAUGUCAGCAGUGAAUACGGCAUCUGCUGCGUCGAAAUGGACAUCAUGGAGGCAAACAGGUGGGCCGCAACAGUCACCACUCACGGUUGCACCGCUGAAGGUUACUUCGUGUGCAACGGAGUUGACUGCGGAGACGGAGCUAAUUUCUUCGAAGGAGUGUGCGACAAAUCUGGCUGUGAUUACAGCUCUGCGAGACAAAAUAACAGAUAUUUCUUCGGAGGUAAUGAUACUUUCACUGUUGACUCUAGCCAACCCUUUACAGUGAUAACGCAAUUUUUAACUGAUGAUGGUUCAGAUUCUGGAAAACUUGUAGAAAUUAAACAAAUUUGGAUUCAAAACGGAGUCGAGAUACCGGUUCCCUUCGCCAACUGGGGCUACACCAAUGACUACAAUUCCAUCACAGAGGAAUUUUGCGCGGCGUCCAAAACAAUGUUUGGAGAAUUUAAUGACUUCGCUGAACAAGGUGGAUUGGAAUCCUUGGCCAACGCAUUCGACAACGGUGUUGUAAUGGCGUUCGCAUUCUGGGAGGACCCAAGCACUUACAUGCAAUGGUUGGAUAGCAUCUCCCCACCCGACGCCGACCCAGAGGCCCCCGGCGCGUACAGAGGUCCCUGCCCUCUCGAUGCUGGCAAACCUGAAGAUAAUCACGUCAACUAUGCGGAUGCAUAUCAUACCAUAUCCGAUAUCAAAAUAGGAACAAUUGGAUCAACGUACUAACUCGAACAUUAGUUAUUGGCGACUCGAAUGGCAUAAUAGACUGACCACCUAUAUAUAAAACGAGAGAUGCUUUGACACGAGUUGGCUGAAAAAUUUAACUAUGCAUUCGCGGAACAGUAACAGUUUUGUUGCAUGUGGUUCAAGAACUUUGAGUUAGACGUUUCAGAUGGAGCAUUAUACGAUCGAACAUUA
Messenger RNA from Hyalella azteca, 1552 nucleotides. RefSeq names its product probable 1,4-beta-D-glucan cellobiohydrolase A. Gene Ontology annotation, biological process: carbohydrate metabolic process. The record is from RefSeq and is a predicted model, not a curated record. The transcript is spliced from 2 exons. Lineage: Eukaryota; Metazoa; Arthropoda; Malacostraca; Amphipoda; Hyalellidae. Bases 11 to 1360 code for a protein of 449 amino acids. Gene Ontology annotation, molecular function: hydrolase activity, hydrolyzing O-glycosyl compounds.